Messenger RNA from Knipowitschia caucasica, 1479 nucleotides. NCBI's taxonomy places the organism in Eukaryota, Metazoa, Chordata, Actinopteri, Gobiiformes, Gobiidae. The record is from the annotation of a GenBank genome assembly.
AUGGCUGAGGAUGAAUGCAAGUACGUACCUCCGUGGACCCAGGGGGUGUGCAAUAUCAGAGUGGACCUGCCUGCAGCGUUUUGUGGAGAUGGACGUAAACUUUUCGCUACCUGGAUAAAACAGUUCGAAGCGGCGGUCCGCGCUCAGACCCGGGGUGAUGGGAGAAGCUAUGCCGCGUCCUUAACCGCUCUGCUGCCCACCCGGCUGGAUGGUGCGCCGUUUUUUGUUGUGGGACAGCCUGCCCUCGUCUGUGCAACGUGCGUCUCGGCUCGUCCCCGUGGGGCGAGCGAGAGCCUGGAGCUGUACGCUGCAGACCUUUCCCGGCUCGUUGCUGAAGCUUUCCCGGAGUAUGACAAAAUGGCACAGAAUGGUGAGAAGUUCCGUCGCUUUCUGGCUGGACUUGACCCUGGGCUGCGGGCCAAAUGCCACGAACAGGGCGCAACUGACUUGGAGGAAGCACUGAUGAUAGCGGGUCGAUGCGAGCGCGCUAGAAUGGCCCUGGGUGUGGGUCUACAGAGCGGACCCGGCUCCCAUCCUGCACCAGCCACGGUGGCCUCUCUCUCCGCGGCUGAGGGGACAGCGCUGGGCACUUCCGGAGUGACGGGAAAGCUUCUCGGUGCUGUGGAGCGGCUUACAGACAGGAUGGACAAACUACAGAUGGAGGUGGUCAAUUUGAGAGCACAACGGAGUGACCACACACCUCGCACUAGUCAAGGUUUUCCGUGUGCCUGCGAGUGUGGCGGAUUUGGCUGCAGAUCCUCUGCUCGUGAGCAUCGCGUGGAGUGCAAUGGUCGUGCACCGCGAUACGGAUCCAGGAAUAACCGGGAGUGGUCCCCACAGGCGCAGGAGGAUCGGGGCGCGGCGCCUGAUUACCCUCACCGCCGUGAAGAGGACGAGACUCCCCGGAGAGGACGUUUUUCCGUGGAGCCAGAGUGGAGACGCGGUGUGAGAUUUCUGUCACCCGCUCGGCGUUCACCUUCUCGGCGUUCCCCUUCUCUUCUCCAAUCAGACGGAACCAGGGAAACGACCAGUAACUGGAGGUGGAGGCUCCGCGCUCCAUGGAACCGCACACUGAUUUCUAUAUCGGGUAUGUGGAACCUGAGACUCGGGAUUCAAUGGGGUUGGUGGUUGCACAGGGCUUACAGGACGUCCCCUGACAAACGGAGGGAGAUCGACAGGCAGGUGCAGCGACUCCUGGCAGAUGGGGAAGGCUCCAACGUAAGGCGUCUGCAGCAAGAGGACCCAGAUAUUCGAUCUCUGUUGGAGUGGCUUAGAGCGGGUGAGAGGCCGUCCUCAGUGAGGAUUAAAGGGGCUGGUAAGGCUCUCCGUAUUUUGUGGCACGAGUUUCCUCGCAUGACCAUGAUUGACGGAAUUGUGCACAGGGUUGUUGCCCUGUCUGAUGUGGAACAGACAUGGCAGGUUGUCGUCCAUCGGUUCUGGUGCCGGAGGUCCUGCGUCUUCUUCAUGGUGGGCCCUUGA